CCCACAAUCUGUGGCAGAGGUUUGCGGGGAGAGAGAGAGAGAGAAAGGCAGCGGAGUUCAUUUACUCAUCGACCUCGGCAGUUAAGGCUAUGGCGGCUCGGUGGAUUGCGUCCUCUCUGCUAUCGCGCUCUCGCUCGCGUUUUUCCCCUCGUUCUCCUGACUACUUUGUGGGAUUAAAAGAUAGAUUUGAUGGUUCUGUGUCUGGAAUUCUUCCAAGAUUCAGCACGGCUGCCGCAGUUGAAGAACCGAUUGCACCACCAGUUCAAGUAAACUAUAACCAGCUUCUAAUCAAUGGAAAGUUUGUGGACUCGGCUUCAGGAAAGACAUUCCCGACGAUGGAUCCUAGGACUGGGGAAGUAAUUGCUCAUGUUGCUGAAGGCGGCAUUGAAGAUAUCAACAGAGCAGUUUCUGCUGCUCGCCAGGCUUUUGAUGAAGGACCUUGGCCCAAGUUGACAGCUUAUGAAAGAUCCCGCAUAAUUUACCGUUUCGCAGAUCUGAUUGAGAAACACAAUGAUGAGAUUGCUGCACUUGAGACUUGGGACAACGGGAAGCCUUUUGAGCAGGCUGCCCAAAUUGAAAUUCCAAUGCUUGCACGUUUGAUGAGAUAUUAUGCUGGGUGGGCAGACAAGAUACACGGGCUCAUUGUGCCAGCUGAUGGCCCACAUCAUGUGCAGGUUCUCUAUGAACCAAUUGGUGUUUGCGGACAGAUUAUUCCCUGGAAUUUUCCACUUCUUAUGUAUGCUUGGAAGGUGGGACCUGCUUUAGCUUGUGGAAAUACUGUUGUAUUGAAGACUGCAGAGCAAACUCCUUUAUCUGCGCUCUUUGUGUCAAAACUAUUGCAUGAGGCUGGUCUUCCUGAUGGUGCUCUCAAUGUGGUUUCUGGAUUUGGUCCAAUUGCUGGUGCAGCUCUUGCGAGUCACAUGGAUGUUGACAAGCUUGCUUUUACUGGAUCUACCAACACCGGCAAAGUUGUACUCGAACUGGCUGCGAGGAGCAAUCUUAAGCCUGUGACUCUUGAGCUCGGGGGAAAGUCUCCUAUGAUCAUAAUGGAUGAUGCCGAUGUUGACAAGGCUGUGGAGCUUGCACACUUUGCUUUAUUCUUUAACCAGGGACAAUGCUGCUGUGCUGGGUCUCGCACAUUUGUGCACGAGCGUGUAUACGAUGAGUUUGUAGCAAAAGCUAAAGCUCGUGCUCUAAACCGUGUUGUUGGUGACCCCUUCAGAAACGGUGUCGAGCAAGGGCCUCAGAUUGAUGAGGAUCAAUUCAACAAGAUCUUACACUACAUAAAAUGUGGAGUUGAUGAUGGCGCCACCCUCGAGGCAGGAGGCGACCGUCUAGGUACCAAAGGCUAUUACAUUAGGCCUACUGUCUUCAGCAAUGUAGAGGACGGGAUGAGGAUAGCGAGCGAAGAGAUCUUUGGCCCAGUCCAGUCGAUCCUUAAGUUCAAGGAUCUUGAUGAGGUCAUUCGAAGGGCGAAUAAUAGUUGCUAUGGCCUUGCUGCCGGAGUGUUUACUAACAAUCUCGAUACCGCAAACACCUUGACGCGCGCCUUGAAAGCUGGAUCUAUUUGGAUCAACUGCUUCGAUGUCUUUGACGCCGCAAUUCCCUUCGGCGGCUACAAGAUGAGCGGCCAUGGACGGGAGAAGGGAAUCGAAAGUCUCAAGGGCUACUUGCAGGUCAAGUCAGUUGUCACUCCCUUGAAGAACCCUGCGUGGUUGUGAACAUCAAUCUAGUUAAGCAGAUCUUGUUGCUGGUGUUCACUUUGAAAGAAGAAAUAUUUCUGUAGCUCUGACGAGUCUAAUUGACAACUUUGAUAAUAAAUUCGAGCUGUGUAAUAGCAAUUGUCUUGCA
Molecule: messenger RNA, 1851 nt
Organism: Zingiber officinale
Lineage: Eukaryota; Viridiplantae; Streptophyta; Magnoliopsida; Zingiberales; Zingiberaceae
Product: benzaldehyde dehydrogenase, mitochondrial-like
Exons: 11
Coding region: 90-1721 (543 amino acids)
Molecular function (GO): aldehyde dehydrogenase (NAD+) activity
Source: RefSeq, a predicted model, not a curated record